AUGGACGGAUUCAUUCAAGGCCAGACAGACGUUCUGAUAGUCGGAGCUGGGCCAGCUGGCUGCAUGGCUGCAUCUACACUUGCAAGAUAUGGGAUAGACUUCCGCCUCAUUGAUAAACGAGCUGCAAGAACACAAGCUGGACAUGCCAGCGCAUUUCAACCUCGAACGCAAGAGAUCUUGCAAACCCUCAACCUUCGACAUAAGCUGGACGAACUGGGACACCGUCUCACUGAGACGUCUUUCUGGUCAGUUGAUGAGGGGAAGAAAUUAAGCAGAGAUAGCGUGGGCCGUGAGGUGAUUCACCCUACUCCCUACCAGUACCUCUUCAACUCAGAUCAGGGAAUUACCGAAGGCAUUUUUGAAGCAGACUUAAUCUCGCGCGGCUUCAAGGUCGAUCGCUUCUUGGAGAUAGUUGAUUACGAAUACCAAGACAGAGAUCCAGCUUGGCCUCUCAUUGCCUAUAUCAAGAAUCAUGUCUCUGGUGCAAUCGAAGCUUGGCAGACAAAGUACAUCUUGGGCACUGACGGAGCUCGAAGCACGAUCCGUCGAAUAACCGGUGUUACAACACAGUCACAGGGAGGAGAAGAUGUCUGGGCUGUUGCUGAUGUCUUUCUAAAUACGAACUUUCCAGAUACCCGCCGCAGAGUUGCGAUUCGUUCCCCAUAUGGUGGUUGCAUGCUUAUCCCUAGGAAGGACGAGGGCCUACGCGUCUUCUUACAGCUCACCCCACAAGAUGUUCAGAUGCUCGACGAAGCCAAGAAACAGAGCGCCCCUCAAGGCUUGCACAGCAGUAAGGAUUUCAAACUGCUUGAUAUUGUCCAAUCUCAGGCUCAAAAACUUCUUCGCCCAUACAAGUUCGAAAUUACCAAAGUCCUUUGGAUCAGUCGCUACACUGUAUCCCAAAGAAUUGUCAAUACAUUCCGCGACCAACGUGGGAGUGUGUUUCUUGUGGGUGAUGCUUGCCAUACCCACAGCCCCAAAGCUGGCCAAGGAAUGAAUGUAAGCAUAUCUGAUGCUUAUAACCUGACAUGGAAGCUUGCACUUGUCAUGAAGGGGCUGGCAAGCCCGAACCUGCUUGACACAUAUGAAACUGAACGGAAACACAUUGCCACGCAGCUAAUCAACUUUGAUGCCAAGUUUGCCAAGGCUUUCACCCAACGGACGAACCUCGACGACACCACAUUGUACGAUCUUUGGCAGGAAAACGUUGGUUUCACAAGCGGCUGUAGCUAUCGGUAUCCACAAGGUUUGCUGGUGUCAGACCAAACAAGCACACUUGUCAACGUGAACGCCACUGAACCGGUAAUCCCUGGGAAACGUCUACUCAGCAUUCCUCUUAUUAGACAAUUGGGCGGGAACUCCGUGCAACUUCUUGACGAGAUGCCCGCCGAUGGGCGCUUUCACCUCUUUGUGUACGCAGGCAAAUCUCUCACUUCAGAAGCCUUCGUACGAUUGUCGGAAUUCUUGUCCUCCCCGACAUCUCCUGUGCACCGCUUCAGCAAAAAGACUCCUCAUCAUUUGAGUGCCUUCCAUCAAGAAGACAUCACUUCUACCUAUCCAAAGGCAAAUUUUGAUUACGUUGUGGACGUCUUUCUCCUUCACACGACCCCACAUCUCGAAGUCGAUCUUGAGCUUUUGCCCCAGCCAUUCUCCGAUAAGUGGUCCGCCAGGGUAUAUGAAGAUGUCGAUAGUAAAGGCCAUGUCAUACAUGGAAUUUCCAAGGAAGAUGGCGCGUUGGUUCUUGUCAGGCCCGAUGGAUAUGUGAGUGUUGUAACUGAACUGGACAAGCCUCAAGUGAUUAUUGACUUCCUGGAUGGUUUCUUGGUUGAAGGAGGGGGUGUUCAAGAAGGGGUUUUUCCUGUCAAGAAGAUGUGA
Molecule: messenger RNA, 1875 nt
Organism: Hyaloscypha bicolor E
Lineage: Eukaryota; Fungi; Ascomycota; Leotiomycetes; Helotiales; Hyaloscyphaceae
Product: FAD binding domain-containing protein
Exons: 3
Coding region: 1-1875 (624 amino acids)
Molecular function (GO): FAD binding
Source: RefSeq, a predicted model, not a curated record